This is a messenger RNA of Branchiostoma floridae (Florida lancelet), 1601 nucleotides long. Its product is annotated as zinc finger protein 502-like. The transcript has 2 exons. The coding region runs from base 100 to 1356 and encodes 418 amino acids. Gene Ontology annotation, cellular component: nucleus. Gene Ontology annotation, biological process: regulation of transcription by RNA polymerase II. Gene Ontology annotation, molecular function: RNA polymerase II transcription regulatory region sequence-specific DNA binding; DNA-binding transcription factor activity, RNA polymerase II-specific. Lineage: Eukaryota; Metazoa; Chordata; Leptocardii; Amphioxiformes; Branchiostomatidae. The record is from RefSeq and is a predicted model, not a curated record.
GAAAGGAAACCUGUCCGACAAGUCCUGGAUUAGUAAUACGCAAGUUAAAGCUCCUUGGUUUACGUCAGGAUUAAAACCAUCAUAGAAAGCAGGGUGACCAUGGCAACAGCUGGACAUGGGUCUCCCACUGUAGUAGAGCAGAACUGCUAUGAUGGGUCUCUCAUCGGGGUUCCCCAGGUGGACUGUGACAGCAAAACAGGCAAUGCUGAUGCCCAGGUGCCAGCACAAAACGCCAAUGAGAAACCCUACAUGUGUAGGGAGUGUGGGUACAGGACAACAAGAAAGUCCUACUUAUUCCAACACAUGAGAACCCAUACAGGAGAAAAACCCUACAAGUGUGAUCAGUGUGACUAUUCUGCAGCUCAAAAAGUCAAUUUGGUGAACCACCAAGCAGCAAAACACAGUAGUGAGAAACCCUACAUGUGUAGGGAGUGUGGGUACAGGACAACGAGAAAGUCUUACUUAUCCCAACACAUGAGAACCCAUACAGAAGAAAAACCCUACAAGUGUGAUCAGUGUGACUAUUCUGCAGCACAAAAAGUCAAUUUGGUGAGCCAUCAAGCAGCAAAACACAUUAGUGAGAAACCCUACAUGUGCGGUGAGUGUGGAUAUAGGGCAGUUCAAAAGUCUGCCUUAUCCAGACAUAUGAAAAUCCAUACAGGAGAAAAACCAUACAAGUGUGACCAGUGUGACUAUUCUGCAGCAAGCAGAUCCACCUUAGAUUACCAUAAAGAAAAUCACAGUGGUGAGAAACCCUACAUGUGUGGGGAGUGUGGGUACCGGACAGCUCAUAAGUCUGACUUAUCCCAACACAUGAGAACCCACACAGGGGAAAAGCCGUACAAGUGUGACCAGUGUGACUAUUCUGCAGCACAAAAAGUCAAAUUGGUGAGCCAUCAAGCAGCAAAACACAGUAGUGAGAAACCCUACAUGUGUAGGGAGUGUGGGUACAGGACAACAAGAAAGUCUUACUUAUCCCAACACACGAGAACCCAUACGGGAGAAAAACCCUACAAGUGUGAUCAGUGUGACUAUUCUGCAGCACAAAAAGUCAAUUUGGUGAGCCAUCAAGCAGCAAAACACAGUAGUGACAAACCCUACAUGUGCGGAAAGUGCGGGUACAGGACAACUCAAAAGUCUGACUUAUCCCUACACAUGAGAACCCAUACAGGAGAAAAGCCCUUCAAGUGUGAUCAGUGUGACUAUUCAGCUGCACAGAAAUCCAACUUAAAAGUCCAUAAAGUAAAACACGAGAAGCACUACAUGUGUGGGGAGUGUGCGUUCAGGACAGCUGAAAAGUUUUCCUGGGACGAACACAUGAGAAUCCAUCAACAUCAUCAUUAUUAUUACACAUGAGAAUCCAUACAGGUGAAAAACCCUUUAAGUGUGACCAGUGUGACUAUUCUACAGUAUGCAUCUCUAACCUUACAAAACAUAUAAAAAAACACACUGAAGAGGCAAAAACAUGCAAGUGGACGGAAGCAAAACAGCAGCCCAGAAAGACUCAUGAACAGAUGGCAAAGACACUUUAUAGCUAUUGUCUCACACUGAUCGGUUACAGACGUCCUCUCAGAUAGCACGCAAAAGCUGCAUGACUUGAG